This is a messenger RNA of Penicillium crustosum, 1222 nucleotides long. RefSeq names its product casein kinase II subunit alpha/alpha'. Gene Ontology annotation, cellular component: protein kinase CK2 complex; cytosol; nucleus. Gene Ontology annotation, biological process: regulation of transcription by RNA polymerase III; DNA damage response; protein phosphorylation. Lineage: Eukaryota; Fungi; Ascomycota; Eurotiomycetes; Eurotiales; Aspergillaceae. The transcript is spliced from 4 exons. Bases 209 to 1216 code for a protein of 335 amino acids. The record is from RefSeq and is a predicted model, not a curated record. Gene Ontology annotation, molecular function: protein serine/threonine kinase activity; ATP binding.
CGACAAUAUCUCACUUCGUCCAUCCCAUUGCUCAAGGCUUCUUGUGAGCACUGCGUUUGGGCUGAAUAGUCGCUGGGCCUGUUGCUACCUGUCUCAUACCUCAAGCUAACCUCCGGCACCUCCCUCCGUCACACGGCCGAGCCCCUCGUGACCCCGCCGCACAUCUCUCAAUUGUGGGCGCACUCGAAAACCGCCUGUCAUCGUCAAGAUGGCGCGUGUCUAUGCCGAUGUCAACGAGCAUAUGCCUCGGUCCUACUGGGAUUAUGACAGUGUCAACAUCUCUUGGGGUGUUCUUGAAAAUUAUGAAAUCGUUCGCAAGAUAGGUCGGGGAAAGUACUCCGAGGUUUUCGAGGGCAUCAACGUCGUCAACUACCAGAAAUGCGUUAUCAAGGUCCUCAAGCCUGUCAAGAAGAAGAAGAUCAAGCGUGAGAUCAAGAUUCUACAGAAUCUCGCAGGUGGGCCCAAUGUCGUGGCUUUGCUGGACGUUGUUCGCGACAACCAGAGCAAGACUCCUAGUCUGGUCUUCGAGGCUAUCAACAACACCGACUUCCGCACACUGUACCCCCGCUUUUCCGAUUACGACGUUCGUUUCUACGUUUUCGAGCUGCUUAAGGCGCUGGACUUCUGCCACAGCAAGGGUAUCAUGCAUCGGGAUGUGAAGCCCCACAAUGUCAUGAUUGAUCAUGAGAAGCGCAAGCUUCGUCUGAUCGAUUGGGGUCUGGCCGAGUUCUACCACAAGGGCACUGAAUACAACGUCCGUGUUGCGUCUCGUUAUUUCAAGGGCCCCGAACUCCUCGUUGAUUUCCAGGAAUACGACUAUUCUUUGGAUAUGUGGUCCCUGGGUGCUAUGUUCGCCUCCAUGAUCUUCCGCAAGGAGCCUUUCUUCCACGGAGGCAGCAACACGGAUCAAUUGGUCAAGAUCGCCAAGGUUCUUGGUACUGAGGAGCUCUUUGAGUACUUGGACAAGUACGACAUUGAGCUGGACCCGCAAUACGACGACAUCCUCUCCCGUUUCCCCCGGAAGCCAUGGCACUCGUUUGUCAACGCAGAGAACCAGCGUUUCAUCAGUGAUGAGGCCAUUGAUUUCCUUGACAAGCUUCUGCGCUACGACCACGCUGAUCGCUUGACUGCCCAGGAGGCCAUGGCACACGCAUACUUUGACCCGGUUCGUGCUGAUGCCGCAGCCCUUAGCCACAACAACGUGACACUUCCCUGAAUUACU